CAAAUAUUCCUUUCCCAUCCAUCCCUAUAAUAAGUAGUUUUCAAGUUCUUUCUUGCUUGAAUUCUUAUACCUUUUUUUUUUCUUAAUUUUCUUUCAACUAAUCGCAUGCAGUAUUGACAGAAACAUAUUGCGCCUACAAAAUUUUUUUUCAAAGAAGAAUGAUACACUUAGAAGAUUUCUUAUGGGGUUUCUCUAUCAUAUCUCUUUUCAUAUACUUUCUUCAAAGCCUUAGGAAAGCCAUUUCAAUGGCUUCUUUGUGUCUUAGUUCUCCUUCCUCUUCUUCUUCUUCUUUGCCUUCUCCUCCUCCGCCUCCUCCUGUUUCAUGGAUUACCAGCCAGCUUGUUCUUGAUCGAGGAGAAGAUCGGUCUUUUCAAGAUUCAUUAAUCUCGACGACAUGUCGAGAAGAUGAUAUUGUUUCAGAAGAUGUGAAUUUAUUACGUGAUCAUGAAACGCAGAUGGAAGAGAAAUCCAUGCAAGAAAAUCUGCAUUUUGAAGCAUAUCAAAAGGGUUUGCAUGAUAGGUAUUCAUCACCAGGUGUCGAUCCUGCAGGUGGCCCAGUAGGUAAAGAAUUGGAUUCUUUGGUAAUGGAAAAGGAUGCAGCAGAGAAUAAUAGUAAGGGUACUACCAAAUUGAAGAAGAGACCUGCAAGGCUGGUUUUGCCAGAAUAUUAUCCAAAACUAGAAUUUGGGGAGAAAGAUAGGAAAUUGGAGAAUAUGGAAUUUGAGGAUAAAGGUAGAGAUUUCUGUUUGGCUAGCAAGAAAGGUAGAAGACAAGUCAUGGAAGAUGGUUAUGGGAUCAUGACUGAUAUUCUAGGAGAUGCAAAGCAGGCAUUUUUUGCUGUGAUUGAUGGACAUGGAGGCCGUGCAGCAGCUGACUAUGUAGCUGAAAAUUUAGGAAAGAACAUUGUAAAAGCCCUGGAAAAUGUAGGAAAGGACGGAGAUGAUGAUCAUCAUCAACCACUAGAACAAGCCAUUCGCCAAGGCUACCUGGUUACAGAUAGGGAGUUUCUCAGCCAGCAGGGUGUAAGUAGUGGAGCUUGUGUGGCUAGUGCGCUGUUGAAAGAUGGAGAAUUACACGUAGCGAAUGUGGGUGACUGUAGAGUAGUUUUGAGCCGAAAAGGAGUAGCUGAUACAUUAACAGUUGAUCACCGUCUUAGCAGAGAAGAUGAGAAGCUUCGCAUUGAGAAUUCUGGAGGUUUUGUGCAUUGCCGGAAUGGAAUUUGGAGAGUUCAAGGUUCACUUGCCAUUUCUAGAGCUAUUGGAGACCUGCAUUUGAAAGAUUGGGUCAUUUCUGAUCCAGAAAUUAAAUGUCUUCCACUAACUUCCGAUUGCGAGUUCUUGAUAAUGGCCUCUGAUGGAUUGUGGGAUAAGGUAAAUGAGCAAGAAGCAGUUGAUGUAGUACUAAGAGACGGGAAUUCAGUGGAGAGUUGCAAAAAGCUUGUAGAUAUGUCAUUUGGCAGAGGCAAUAUGGAUGAUAUAACUGUGAUGGUCAUAAACCUUCAUAAUUUCUUGCCAAAUUAAUACCAAAUUACAGAUUUUGUACUUUUAUUUAUUUUAAUAAUUUGGUUGUAGAGAGAUUUUGCCCUUUUUUUUCUUAUUUUUUUUAUUUGUUCAAGGGGUGGAGAGGAAUCGGAGUGGUAGAUGUGGCUAGAAUUAAUAGAUGUAAUUUUUGUAAAGGAAGAGGAGAGUGAAUGAGAGGAGAAUAGAGGAGAGUUUAUUUUUGUACAUUAAUUAAGAUUAAAUAAUUUCCAAUUUUUUUCCUUCCACACUA
Messenger RNA from Hevea brasiliensis (rubber tree), 1770 nucleotides. Its product is annotated as probable protein phosphatase 2C 74. NCBI's taxonomy places the organism in Eukaryota, Viridiplantae, Streptophyta, Magnoliopsida, Malpighiales, Euphorbiaceae. Gene Ontology annotation, biological process: protein dephosphorylation. The record is from RefSeq and is a predicted model, not a curated record. Bases 159 to 1520 code for a protein of 453 amino acids. The transcript is spliced from 5 exons. Gene Ontology annotation, molecular function: protein serine/threonine phosphatase activity.